GGAGUGACGUGUCUCGGGAAGUGGCUGCUGCUUAGAUGCUGCAAUCGGAUCUAAUCCAGUGUACGAUAGUGUGACGUUCCGGAGAGCCGGCUGGACACCCGGGGACCAAAUAGUCGUCCUAGGCCGAGUGUUACAAGGGUCCAGGUGUAGUUGUCACAGCCCGGCACCACCAUGAUCAAAGCCAUCCUCAUCUUCAACAACCACGGCAAGCCGCGGCUGUGCAAGUUCUACCAGCACUACAGUGAAGACACACAACAGCAGAUUAUUAGAGAAACAUUCCAUUUAGUUUCUAAACGAGAUGAGAACAUCUGCAACUUCCUGGAAGGAGGAUUAUUAAUAGGAGGAUCUGACAAUAAGCUCAUCUAUCGACACUAUGCAACAUUAUAUUUUGUGUUUUGUGUGGAUUCUUCAGAAAGUGAACUUGGUAUUCUAGAUCUUAUACAAGUAUUUGUGGAAACCUUGGACAAAUGUUUUGAGAACGUCUGUGAACUUGACUUAAUUUUCCAUGUAGAUAAGGUCCACAACAUCCUGGCAGAAAUGGUGAUGGGCGGCAUGGUUCUAGAGACCAAUAUGAAUGAAAUUGUUGCACAGAUUGAUGCACAGACAAAGGUGGAAAAAUCUGAGGCUGGAUUAGCAGGUGCUCCGGCUCUGGCUUUGUCUGCUGUAAAGAACAUGAACCUUCCUGAAAUGCCAAGAAACAUUAACAUUGGUGACAUCAGUAUAAAAGUGCCAAACUUGCCCUCUUUUAAAUAGCAUUUAGCAUUCUACUGCCUUCUCCCAUAC
Messenger RNA from Nanorana parkeri, 783 nucleotides. RefSeq names its product AP-3 complex subunit sigma-1-like. The record is from RefSeq and is a predicted model, not a curated record. Gene Ontology annotation, cellular component: membrane coat; intracellular membrane-bounded organelle; AP-3 adaptor complex. Lineage: Eukaryota; Metazoa; Chordata; Amphibia; Anura; Dicroglossidae. Bases 172 to 753 code for a protein of 193 amino acids. Gene Ontology annotation, biological process: Golgi to vacuole transport; intracellular protein transport. The transcript has a single exon.